AGGACACAUUUUAAAUAAAGUUCGUAUAGAUUGAAUGUGACUGUCCAACAUGGCUGCCCUCAUGUUGUCAAAGGUUGUGAAAUCGGGAUUUGAAUUUUUACAAACCUCUUUUAGAACAACGUCUCUGGCCCAGCGAUGUACAACAGGGAAUGUAGAACAGGUGCGAGGUUAUUACGUGAAUUGGAGGAUGCUUCGAGAUGUCAAGAGAAGGCAAAUGGCAUUUGAGUAUGCCAACGACAGACUGCGGAUGAACGCUAUCAGAAAAAACACAAUCCUUCCUAAAGAACUACAGGAGAUAGCCGACAAAGAAAUUGCAGCCUUCCCACGAGACAGCUGCCCGGUACGGAUCCGCAACAGAUGUGUGAUGACAUCACGGCCCCGUGGUGUGAAGCGAAGGUGGCGUCUUAGUCGUAUAGUUUUUCGCCAUCUUGCUGACCACAAUCAGAUGUCUGGGAUCCAAAGAGCAAUGUGGUAACUGUCAAGUGAAUUAAAUUCACCCAAUUCUGUGCUGGAGACACUCAAAGGUGACCUACAAACCUGGGACUAAAGUGACUUCAGUUUUUGUUUUGUUUCGUUAAAUGGUUCAUUAAAAGAUGUAAAAAAAAAACUUGGGAGUUG
Messenger RNA from Acipenser ruthenus (sterlet), 618 nucleotides. Its product is annotated as small ribosomal subunit protein uS14m-like. Gene Ontology annotation, cellular component: ribosome; mitochondrial small ribosomal subunit. Gene Ontology annotation, biological process: translation. The record is from RefSeq and is a predicted model, not a curated record. Gene Ontology annotation, molecular function: structural constituent of ribosome. Bases 50 to 475 code for a protein of 141 amino acids. The transcript is spliced from 3 exons. Lineage: Eukaryota; Metazoa; Chordata; Actinopteri; Acipenseriformes; Acipenseridae.